This is a messenger RNA of Trichosporon asahii var. asahii CBS 2479, 864 nucleotides long. Its product is annotated as imidazoleglycerol-phosphate dehydratase. The record is from RefSeq and is a predicted model, not a curated record. The transcript has 2 exons. Lineage: Eukaryota; Fungi; Basidiomycota; Tremellomycetes; Trichosporonales; Trichosporonaceae. Bases 1 to 864 code for a protein of 287 amino acids. Gene Ontology annotation, biological process: L-histidine biosynthetic process. Gene Ontology annotation, molecular function: imidazoleglycerol-phosphate dehydratase activity.
AUGGUCCGCCAAGCUUCCGUCGAGCGCAAGACCGGAGAGACCGCCAUUGCCGUCACGCUGAACCUGGACGUUGCGCCGGGAGAGAAGCAGGCGAUCAACGUCUCGACCGGAGUCGGCUUCCUCGACCACAUGCUGACCGCGCUCUCGAAGCACGGCGGCCUCCAGCUCGACCUGCAGUGCAAGGGCGACCUCGAGAUCGACGACCACCACACGGUUGAGGACUGCGGCAUCGCCCUCGGCGAGGCGUUCAAGAAGGCCCUCGGCGAGCGCCGCGGCAUCAAGCGCUACGGUUAUGCCUACGCGCCCCUCGAUGAGGCCCUCUCCCGCGCCGUCAUUGACAUCUCGUCGCGCCCGUACUUUGUCGGCCACCUGCCGUUCACCCGCGAGAAGAUUGGAGAUCGUGAGUAUUCUCAGCUCCGAGCGGCCCGGAGGUCGCGAGGCUGUUUCGUUGUCGCGUCGACGGUGCUGCGACUAGUCCAAUACCCUCUGCAGCCUGUUGACUGGCAUGCGGUUUCGUGGUGUCCUGCUCCUCGAGGAAUGCGUGCUGCUGGGACUAGAUGUUGGGGACCAGCGGAACAGCAAACUAGUAGAAAUUGGCCUUGCCAACCAGCAGAUACCAGAGACGUCCAGCUCCAAAGCAGCUUGACAGAGCUAACCCCAGUCUCGACCGAGAUGAUCUCGCACUUCCUCGAGUCGUUCGCGUUCGCGUCCGGCGUGACGCUGCACGUCGACUCGAUCCGCGGCACGAACAACCACCACAUCGCCGAGGCGUCCUUCAAGGCGCUGGCGCUCGCGAUCCGCAUGGCCAUCACCGAGACGGGCUCCAACGACGUCCCGUCGACCAAGGGUGUUCUCGCCAUUUAA